Emiliania huxleyi CCMP1516 is the source of this 735-nucleotide messenger RNA. RefSeq lists its product as hypothetical. The coding region runs from base 1 to 735 and encodes 244 amino acids. NCBI's taxonomy places the organism in Eukaryota, Haptophyta, Isochrysidales, Noelaerhabdaceae. The record is from RefSeq and is a predicted model, not a curated record. The transcript has 2 exons.
AUGCUCCUCGGCAACCAUCCCGUCCCCGCACCCUCCAACGAGGUCAGCAUCGUCGGCGAGGUCACCAACGGCAUCAUCAUCGCCGCGAAAGCUGCCGUAAACACGCUCUUUUUGUCGCAGCGGCGCGGCGCGCUGAUGGCUCUCCAGAUAAAGAACCUGAAGAAGGCUGCGCUGGCGUACCUUGUGUGGGACCUACGCGGCGAGCUGGCGGGCGCGCGACUCGAGCAGGCGGUCGUGUACGGCAAGCGGCUCGAGACGCACGCGAGCGGCGUGGACAAGGAGUUGGGCAAGUGCAAGCGGCGGCAGGCGGGCGCGGAGGCGCUUCUCGCUUUUAACGAGCCCGCGGUCGAGGAGGAGCCGGCGGUCGAGGACCUGCCUGCCAGCGACUCUCGUCCCGACGACGCGUCUUCGGACAGCAAUCGGGAAAGCGUCUUCGAACGUCGGGUGACCCGUCGGAUGAUCGACGCCGGCCUGAACGAGGCGCAAUUCGAUGAUAUGCGGAACGUUUACGGGAUUCAGCUCGCCCACGAGGACGAGUGUCACGAGUGUGCCAUUCUUCAGGCUCGGGCAGCCUGCUUCGAGAAACUGUAUUACGGGCGUAAGGCGGAGCUCCUCCAGAUCUACCGCGACUGGGACAGUCCCGAGGUGGCACAGCGGCACCGCUUCCUCCAUGCGGUUCAGCGACGCUCCGGUACCCUGGGUCGUGGGUAUUAUAGUGACCCAUCAUUUGUGUGA